Messenger RNA from Rhinopithecus roxellana (golden snub-nosed monkey), 3846 nucleotides. It is a transcript of the gene C19H17orf113, whose product is annotated as chromosome 19 C17orf113 homolog. The transcript has 3 exons. Lineage: Eukaryota; Metazoa; Chordata; Mammalia; Primates; Cercopithecidae. The coding region runs from base 379 to 2406 and encodes 675 amino acids. The record is from RefSeq and is a predicted model, not a curated record.
GGAGGUGCUGCAGGUGGGCGCGGCCAGGUGAGCCCGGGGGCGCCGCCCGCCCUGCUCGCGACCCCGGCCGGAGCCGUCUGCUGGCGCCUCUUCGCCCCCGUUGCCGCUAGUGGCUGCUGUCGCUCCGUGGAGCCCAAGGAGACCGCGGCCAGAGCGUCCACCGCCCAAGAUGGUGGUUCCUGUGUCUCCUCUCCCACCCACGGAGCAGGAAUAAACUCUUCAGGCUUAGAUGGAUGGGCCCUGUUAGCCUGGCGGGCUGCCCCCAUCCUGCCUCCCCAUCAACUCCUCUUGUCAAGGGAGGUGCCUCUGUGUGGGGGGGAGGCAGGGGGGCAAGAGCAUUCAGGUGGGGGUUGGGAGUUCCUUGCUCAGAGAGCAAGAAUGGUGCCCCCAGGGAAGAAACCAGCGGGAGAGGCUUCCAACUCCAACAAGAAGUGUAAGCGUUACUUCAACGAGCACUGGAAAGAGGAGUUUACCUGGCUAGACUUUGACUAUGAGCGGAAGCUGAUGUUCUGCCUCGAGUGCCGCCAGGCCCUGGUACGGAACAAGCAUGGCAAAGCCGAAAACGCCUUCACUGUGGGCACUGACAACUUCCAGCGCCACGCCCUGCUGCGCCACGUGACCUCAGGAGCCCACCGCCAGGCUCUGGCUGUCAACCAGGGCCAGCCCCCUUUUGAGGGCCAGGCUGAGGGUGGAGGGGCCUGCCCAGGCCUGGCUAUGACCCCCGCCUCCAGGGGCGUCAAGGUGGAGGUAGACCCGGCCAAAGUAGCUGUGCUGACUACCGUGUACUGCAUGGCAAAGGAGGAUGUGCCCGACGACCGCUGCUCUGCCCUGCUCGAGCUGCAGAGGUUCAACCUGUGCCAGGCACUGCUGGGCACAGAGCAUGGCGAUUACUACAGUCCCAGGAGGGUGAGGGACAUGCAGGUGGCCAUUGCCAGUGUCUUGCACACAGAGGCCUGCCAGCGCCUGAAGGCAUCCCCAUAUGUGGGGCUGGUGUUGGACGAGACCAGAGACUGGCCGGAGUCACACAGCCUGGCCCUGUUUGCCACUUCGGUGUCCCCCUGUGAUGGCCAGCCUGCCACCACCUUCCUGGGCAGUGUGGAGCUACAGGAGGGCGAGGCCACUGCUGGCCAGCUCUUGGACAUCCUGCAGGCUUUCGGCGUAUCUGCACCCAAGCUGGCCUGGCUCAGCUCAAGCCUCCCCAGUGAGCGCCUGGGGAGUGUGGGCCCACAGCUCCGGGCCACUUGCCCACUGCUGGCAGAGCUGCACUGCCUCCCUGGCCGCACAGAUCCUGAGCCCCCCGCCUACUUGGGUCAAUAUGAGAGCAUAUUGGAUGCCCUAUUCCGCCUCCAUGGUGGUCCUAGUUCCCACUUGGUCCCUGAGCUCCGGGCAGCACUGGACCUUGCAGCUAUUGACUUGGCAGGGCCUCGGCCAGUGCCCUGGGCCUCCCUGCUGCCUGUCGUGGAAGCAGUGGCAGAGGCCUGGCCUGGCCUGGUGCCCACCCUGGAGGCUGCAGCCCUUGCCUCACCUGUGGCGGGGUCACUGGCCCUGGCCCUGCGCCAAUUCACCUUCGUGGCCUUCACCCACCUGCUGCUGGAUGCCCUGCCCUCUGUGCAGAAGCUCUCCCUUGUCCUGCAGGCAGAAGAGCCGGACAUGGCCUUGCUACAGCCCCUGGUGAUGGCGGCUGCGGCCUCCCUCCAAGCUCAGCGCGGCUCAGGUGGGGCCCGCCUCCAGGGCUUCCUGCAGGAACUGGCAUCCACGGACCCUGAUACCAGCAGCGGGCGCUGCACCUACCGCGGCGUGGAGCUGCUCGGUUACUCAGAGGCUGCGGUCCGGGGCUUGGAGUGGCUCCGGGGGUCCUUCCUGGACUCCAUGCGGAAGGGCCUACAGGACUCCUACCCCGGGCCUUCGCUGGACGCCGUGGCCGCCUUCGCGGCGAUCUUCGACCCCCGCCGCUACCCUCAGGCGCCGGAGGAGCUGGGCGCGCAUGGCGAGGGGGCGCUGCGGGUGCUGCUGCGCGGCUUUGCGCCUGCCGUGGUGCGCCAGCGGGCGCUAGGCGACUUCUCGCUGUUUAAGCGCGUGGUGUUCAGCCUUGGGCGGCUCGGCCCGCGGGCCUUGUGCACUCAGCUGGCGUGUGCGCACUCGGAGCUGCACGAGCUCUUCCCCGACUUCGCUGCCCUAGCCGCCUUGGCUUUGGCGCUGCCCGCGGGCGCUGGCCUGCUGGACAAGGUCGGCCGCAGCCGGGAGCUGCGGUGGUGGGGGCAGAGCGGGGCCGGGGAAGGCCGGGGGGGCCACGUGGUGAAGAUCGCAGUGGAUGGGCCCCCGCUGCACGAGUUUGACUUUGGGUUGGCUGUAGAGUUCUUAGAGAGUGGGUGGGGAGAAGGCUUCCUGGGGUCGCAGCUCACCUGAGGGUGGCCUCCUCCUCUUGGCCCAGCCAGCCUGGGGCCUUUAGGGCCAACCUAGACUUGACCAUGCUGCACCCAAGAUGAUCUGCUGACUGUGGCCUCCCAGGGGCCUGAGGCCACCCACCCACCCUUCUGGAGCUUCCCACCAACCCCACCCUGUAGGCUGUGGAGGAAGGGACUGGCUCAAGAGGAGCCUGGGCGGGUGGGCAGAGAUGCUAGGAUCUGGGGCACCCUAAAUCAUUCCUGGCCUUUACACAGUUAGAUGAGGAGUAGCUCACCCUUUUUCCUUCUGGAUUCGGCCCAAGUUUGGGCUCCCCCCCAUAUAUGGCAGUUCUUGGCUUGGGGGAGGAAGACUAGGUCUUGGGAAUUGAGUGGCUGAGGGAAGGGACACUGGUCCUUGGCUGUUGCUUUCUUUUUCUUUUUUUGAGAUGGAGUCUUGCUCUGUCGUCCAGGGUGGAGUGCAGUGGCACAAUCUCGGCUCACUGCAACCUCUGCCUCCUGGGUUCAAGCAAUUCUCCUGCCUCAGCCUCCCGAGUAGCUGGGAUUACAGGCGCCUGCCACCACGCCCGGCUAAUUUUUAUAUUUUUAGUAGAGACAGGGUUUCACCAUGUAGGCCAGGCUGGUCUCGAACUCCUGACCUCAAGCGAUCCACCUGCCUCGGCCUCCCAAAAUGCUGGGAUUACAGGCGCGAGCCACCGCACCCUGCCCUUGGCUGUUUCUUAGUCCCACUCCUGGCAGUGUCUAUUCUCUUCAGCUAUGACUGGGGAGUAGAUGACAGUGCUUGUUUCUGACACACAGCACAGUGUCCUCUCUGUACACAAGCUGGUGGUUCAAGGGCCAGUGGUUCCAGCGAGACAGUGUUUCCCUUCCUCCCCUCCUCGCCAAUGGGCUGCCUCAGGCCUUUUCUGUGUAUAACUGUGUAUAUAGACAUAAAACCUACAAAUGUGAAAUAAACCUAUGCUAUCUUUCAUAGUGUUACCACACAAACAUCUAAAAGGACUACUUUUGGUUUUGCAAUGACAGGGUCCAAAAAUGCCCCAGAUGGGCUGGAUUUAUUUAUUUUUUCUAAUUUUUUAUUCCCCAAAGUCCAGUUGCUCUCCAAGUUCCUACCCCUCCCCUGCCCUUGCCUCAGACCUUUAAGACCAAAGACUGCAAAUCCACAGUGCUGUACCUGCUGCCUCCGAAGACUGGCCUCAAGGCCCAACCCAGGGACGCUGGCUUAUUUGCCUCCUGGGGGAAGCAGUUUAGACCUCACCAGAGCUGGGGAACACAUCCCUUCAGAGCCCAUGGGUUUCCCAUUCCCUCCUGUCAGCCCUGGCUGUGAAAGCCUGGGGAUCUGGAGGGAGGGAGGAUAGUUAGAGAGUGAGAGGGGCGAGAGCUGGCCUUUUCCUAAUACCCCUGGGUUUGAGUUUAAUUUGCAAUAAAAUGGAAUCCCAGCACAUCA